CCCCCCCCGCCUGGACCGGACCGGUACCACCCCCCCAGCCUGGAUCGGACCGGAACCACCAAAUCCAGCCGGGUUUGGACCGGUGCCGCCCCAACCUGGACCGGACCGGUGCCGCCCCCUCAGCUGGAACCAGGACAGAGCUGCUGGAUCCCUCCCCGGCCCGGCUUGGAGCCGGCCCCAGCGCUGCCAUGAGCUGAGGGCACCGUGCCCGGCGCUGGCCCGGCCGGCCAUGUGGGCACCAGAGCUGCCAUGACCCCGGAGACGGGACGCUGGGCACCGGUGCCUGGGAAGACGCUCUGAGCUGGUCCCGCCAGCAGAGGGCGCCGCCCGCCCCAUGGAUCUCCACCCCUUCGGCCCGCGGCCCCCCAGGGACGGAGGUGCUGACUCCCGGCACCAGCCCCCGGCCCGGGAGGCGCCGUCCGGGCGCCGGCUCAAACUGGAGGAGGACGAGGAGGCCGCCCGGCCGCGCGCCCCCCGGGCCCCACCCUGGCCACCCGGCCCCGGGGAGGCCGGGCCGGAGCAGGGCGAGGCUGCACGCUACGGUCGCUACCUGCUGAUCGACAGCCAGGGGUUGCCCUACACGGUGCUGGUGGAGGAGGCGGGCGCAGCGGGCGAGCGGGCGGGCCUGCGGAAGGUGUACUGCUGCCCGGUGUGCUCGCGGACCUUCGAGUACCUCUCCUACCUGCAGCGGCACAGCAUCACCCACUCGGAGCACAAGCCCCACGUCUGCCGGGCCUGCGGCAAGGCCUUCAAGCGCACGUCCCACCUGGAGCGGCACAAGUACACCCACGCCGGGCGCAAGCCCCACCAGUGCCCCAUCUGCCAGCGCAGCUUCCGCGACGCCGGCGAGCUGGCCCACCACCAGCGCGUGCACACGGGCGAGCGCCCCUUCCAGUGCGAGGACUGCCACAUGCGCUUCGGCGAGCGCAACACGCUCCAGCGGCACAUCCGGCGCAAGCACCGCCAGCAGCCGCCCACGCCCUGAUGGGCACAGGGAGUCCUGGAGCCGGACUGGCGCCGCCCCCGUGGGCACGGGGAGGCUUGGAGCCGGACUGGCGUGGCCCCGAUGGGCAUGGGGAGUCCUGGAGCCAGACCGGCGUGGCCCUGACGGGCACGGGGAGUCCUGGAGCCAGACCGGCGUGGCCCCGACGGGCACAGGGAGGCUCGAAGCCAGACUGGCGCGGCCCCGACGGGCACGGGGAGUCCUGGAGCCAGACCGGCGCGGCCCCGACAGGCACGGGGAGGCCCGGAGCCGGACUGGCGCCUCCCCGACGGGCACGGGGAGCCCUGGAGCCAAACUGACACCGCCCCGACGGGCAUGGGAAGCCGCCCUGACGGGCACGGGGAGCCCUGGAGCCGGACCGACACCGCCCGCACCCCGAUGGGCACGGGGAGCCCCGGAGCCGGACUGACACCGCCCGCACCCUGAUGGGCACGGGGAGCCCCGGAG
Molecule: messenger RNA, 1450 nt
Organism: Gopherus flavomarginatus (Mexican gopher tortoise)
Lineage: Eukaryota; Metazoa; Chordata; Testudines; Testudinidae
Product: zinc finger protein 581-like
Exons: 2
Coding region: 335-985 (216 amino acids)
Cellular component (GO): nucleus
Source: RefSeq, a predicted model, not a curated record